This is a messenger RNA of Staurois parvus, 273 nucleotides long. Lineage: Eukaryota; Metazoa; Chordata; Amphibia; Anura; Ranidae. The record is from the annotation of a GenBank genome assembly.
CCUCCUGUCUUCCAAGGUGGAGCCCUCCUGACUCCUGUCUGCCGGGGUGGAGCCCAGAAGUCUGAUCCUGACUCUUUGAAAAGGCCUGCACACACCUGUGCAAUCAGUCUCCUGGCCAUUCCCAAAACCUGGUCCCAGGAUUGGAGAUUUCAUCCCUCCCAGAUCUCUUUGAAAUCUCCAGGCUCCAGAUCCCAAAACAGACCUUACAAACAAAGGAGGAAAGUGAAAAGCCACUUUCCUCCGUAUCAAACACUUACCCUGGAGCCCCUCAAC